Messenger RNA from Amphibalanus amphitrite, 2652 nucleotides. RefSeq names its product protein sneaky-like. The coding region runs from base 128 to 2266 and encodes 712 amino acids. Lineage: Eukaryota; Metazoa; Arthropoda; Thecostraca; Balanomorpha; Balanidae. Gene Ontology annotation, cellular component: membrane. The record is from RefSeq and is a predicted model, not a curated record. The transcript has a single exon.
UAUUGAACUGUUGAAUAAUUGUUUGAUAGCUGGGUGCAUCAUUGGCAAAGAAGUGCGUAGAAUGCUACAUUGUCUCUCAAGAAACUUAUCUUGCAUUCAGUAUGCAACUUGAUUGCCAUUUCCAAAUAUGUCUAUUAUUUCUCGCAUAAUACAUUUCACGAUAGGGAAGUUCAACUUCUUUUGUAGCAUAUUCUGUCCUUGCUUCUUUGCAAUUCUCUAUAGCGGACCCGAUGAAUAUGUCGUCAUCAAGAAGAUAUUCAGCUUCUUUUUCGGCUGUGCCGUCGGCAUCGGAGUCUACUUCGCCGCCUUCGACAACCACUUCGAGGAGUUUGCCCGCUUCCUGAUGGGCUCCACGUUCACGCUGGUGUGCGGCGUCGGCUUCACGGCGUCCACCCAGUUCCGCUGCAUGGCCAUGCUGUGCGUACCAGAGUUCUGCGGCAACUCGGGCCGCACUGUGCUCAGGACGUUCGUCUUCACGCUGAUGCUGUCCGGGCCGCUGCAGAACAUGUCGCACAAUGUGGACGAGGUGGUGCGCUGUCUCAAGUGUAUCAUGGAUAUGAUACAGGAGGUGAUGAUCGGCUACCUGAAGCUGUUUGCCAUGCCGGUGGCUUCCAUCAUGACCGACCUCUCGUUCGGCAUGAACAAGCUGAAGUCCAUCUCACAGCUAGUGCCGAAGGCGGCCAAGCCUCUGGUGAGCUCGAUGGAGGACACGGGCAUGCUGCCUCAGCUGGAGGAGGAUGCCGCCUACGCCGACUCCACUGUCGACGCCUUCCCUCGCACGGACCAGCUCACUGAGAAGUACAAGGCGCCUAAGAACGAGACGCCAAAGGAGAAGGUCGAACGCGAGUUCGAUCACAAACUAGAGGCCAUGUGCAACGAUGUCUUCACCACCGGCAUCUUGACGUGCCGUAAGACGAUGAAGCAGAAGUACAACGACUGCUGGGAGAAGACCAGUCCUCUGAUCGCCUGGGCCUUCUGCCUCAUGUUUAAGCUGGAGUUCAUCUGCUCCAUGGCAAAAGUUGUGGAUCCCUCUUCCAAAUGUGACCUUGCCGGAGCUGGACAGAAAGCGGGCUUUGGUGAAGUGUAUCUCGGUGCAAAAGACGCGUCAACGGCCUUUGCAACGCCUUUCCAAACCGCGUACGCCGUGGGUCAGAAGAUCCCAGGACGGAAAGUUGUGGACGAUAUCCAAGAUGUCUCAGCAAACAUCCGACACGAGAUAUACAGGAAAAAGGCACUCUUCAACGAGGUCGUGGAUAUCAUCAAGAGAGUCGCUGCUUUCUUCUUCAUUUAUGUAUUCGUCACGGCGUUCAGGUACCACAACAAAUACCUGGAUGACAUUCAGUAUGACAACAAAUAUGUGACGUCUUACUUCCGGAAGAUCGACGCACGUCGUCGGAAACGUGGCCGCAAAACGCUGAUGCCAUUGAAACGGAUGGAGCGGAACGAACUGAUCGACACGUUCUACAUCGGCUUCACCAAGACUGAAAAGCAAAUAUUGCUCCGCACUUCAGCCAUCCUGGUAGCUGAGCUUCUUUCCGUCUUCAUGAUAUUCAUCAUUGACUGGAUGUUCGCUUCAUUCUUAGAUUUGCUUCGACGUCAUGGAUAUAUCACCAUUUACCAGUCAGGGCAUCACGACUUCCGCAUGAUUUACCGCGGCGAAGGCUUCCUCAAGAUGAUCGCUAACCUGCUCAAAAAGCAUCUCAACAAGGAGUUCACGAUCCAGCAGGCGGUGGAUAACCGUGAGUGCCUUCCACGUCCGACUUUCCUGCCUGUCACCGUCUAUUUGCGCGCCUUCUCCCUGUACGCGGCUAUCGUCGGCCUCACAGUGUACGAGAGCCUUCUGCAGCGUAGCCGGCGCGCAAUUUGCGGCUUCUUCCAUCCCAAGAGGGAGAAGCGUCGCGUGCUCUACCUCUACAAUGAGACGCUGCGCCGGCGGCGCGGCUACCUGCGCUUCAUGCGACACCGAACGCGGCGCGAGGCUCGCAAGAACCAGCUGUCGCAGCAGCUGAGCCUGCUGGCCGCGCUGCGGCUCGAGUGUCCCUCGCUGUGCGGCUGGCUGAGUCUGUGCGCCAGCGCGCGGCGCGACUGUCUGGUCUGCAAGGACACGGAGACGCCGCUGUUCGUGGACUGUCCGAACCCGUACUGCAACUUCUGCUACUGCCACGAGUGCUGGCGCGACAUCGGCGCCCGCUGCUACGGCUGUGAUCCCGUGGAAUCGUCCUCGUCGGACGCCGACACACCGCCGUCCACCGACGACGAGAUCUGACGCGUCGCGAUGAGAACUGACGCCUCGCGCAGUCGGCCAGCCACGUCUUUUUUGUCAGAACCGUGCGUGGGUGUCCAUCUGUCCAUGUUUUGUCAUUGUUCAAUGUGUGGUAACUUGGUUUUGAGCUGAGCUGAGGUAAUAUGUUACCUUGUCACCCUGUGCUUUGUUGAAAUGAUUGUGCGACGGAGUGGAGAAAUGAUAAUCAAUAUUCAUCCUAUAUAUCGACCAACAUCCGUCCAGGUAGGAUAACUUUUCAUUUGUGUUGCUUCCAAUGCACCCAUUUACAUGCAUUGCAAUUUAGCCUAAAUCGUUACACCGUUAUAGUUUCGCUAUAUCUAUUGAAUUUUAUUAGCAGGUGGUUUGUGAAAUAUACUCGACAUGAAUGC